AUGAACUUUGAAAAGAUAACCUCCCUCAUGGGAGGUACACUCUCGAGCGAAGAGUACCGUGGGAAUUUCGCCCAUAUUCGGUUCACUAUUGCGGCCCUGGAACAGAGCCCUGGCUUCAGAACUUCCUCCGAGCUUCGGGCGCGAGUAUUGCUACUCAAGGCCGUCCUGUCAAUGCUGUCUGGGAAUUUCUCGGAAUCCCUUUCCGCCCUCUCGGCACUCAACGAUGAUGCGGCGGACUUGGGUGAAAGAUGGGCCUUUCGCAUCAAGAGCUACGAACGCCUCUGCGCCUACCUUCAGCUGGUCCCGCCCCUUCUGCGGUUCCAAUCACAGUAUGGCAGUUCCGCAGGGACCAUCAGGGAGGCCGAGUUACGGGAAUCAAUCGCGCAGCUUUCGGCAUGGCACAGCGAGGUCGAGGACUUGGAUCAAUUUGAAGCUGCACUUCCGACGUAUCUCUACCAGUCCAACCUCUACCUCUGGGCCGUCCAAGGUCAACACGACCAGUAUGCGAAUCAGCCGCUGGCAGCAAAGGGAGCAGAGAUCCUCUCUCAACUGGAUACCACGUUCCUUCACCGUCUCAAGGAAUCGGCUACAGAACUACACCUCAGUCAAACCGCUGCUUCCCUGGGAAGGAUAGAGUACGAGUGCGAGGUUGCGAGGGGCUCUGAGUCGUCCGAUACUUUAUUCAAUCAGCUUUACAAUCAUCAUGAGGACAACAUUGACAUUGUUGUCCAAGGCGGCUUGAAUGGAUGGGCCAACGAGAAGUGGGAUAACGAAGAACCCAAGUUUUCCUUGAGAUACAACAUGGAGGCACAAUCUCACUACUCGAAGGCGCUUGCCAUGGUGGACACAACCAGUGCCCCGAGAUGCAGAGCGGCCAUCUUGCUCAGAAUGGGUUGUAUUAGCCACAUGGAGGGCAUUGUGGCCCGACAGCAAAAUCGAAUUUCUGCCUCGAAGCGGCUAUUUGAAGCGGCGGAUACCCAACUACAAGAGGCAAAGAGGUGGUUUGAGCUCGAUGAGUCGAAUUGUCAGCUGGUAGAGUGCCAUCAGAUACUACUUGAUAUCAGUCGAGAUAGGUUAUCUGGAAUCAACACCAGAGCAUCGGCCAUAGGCGAAUGGGGGAAAACCGCACGACAUGAAACCUUAUCACAGUUCCUUGGGCUUCUCAUGAUGAGGUUUGGUCGGCGUCAGUAUCUAGACGGGCUCGACGCAAAUAGGGGAUUACUUUGCCUGUCAUGCGCGGGGUCAUGUUUCCGUGCUUUGGGAGACGACGUAUUCGUCCUCCAGGCUCUGAUGGCUGAAGCGGACACUCAGUAUCAUACCGGCAAUGGUGGUCUAGCACGGAUCAGGAUUGACGAGGCCAGAGAACAACUGCAGGUGUCGCUAGAUCAUAUGAGAGACCUUGCUUUCCGACACCCAUCUCGUGCGUCUGCUCUUCGAGGCAUUUUGCUCAACAUGCUCUUGGGGUUCCACCCCGUGGCCUCGAAGAUUUACGCGCUCUCUGUGAAUCCGAGAGAUUGUGAGAAAUGGAGCGAAUACUACCGCACCGCCAUGGCUGAUAUCAAGGCCCAUGGCUAUUUUCAGAAGAUUAUGGCCCUACCAUCACGUCCUGCUGGAUCUUCAGAUAGCAAUCAACCGCCCAUUAUGCUUAAUAUGACUGCCAUAUUCCAGGAGCAGAGGGAAGCCGAGAGCCUUGCGAGAAAUUACCAUGAAAAAUCCAAUAUGGCUUACUCAGAACUCGAGAAAGGCAAUAUCGAUGGAUACGAAGCUCAUCUACAAGAGUUUCUGGAUGACAGCUCCUCAAGCGGCGCUCCUCCCCUCAAGAUCUGGUAG
Molecule: messenger RNA, 1830 nt
Organism: Aspergillus fumigatus Af293
Lineage: Eukaryota; Fungi; Ascomycota; Eurotiomycetes; Eurotiales; Aspergillaceae
Source: RefSeq, a predicted model, not a curated record